UACACCGAACCCGGAAACUACUUGACAACUUCAGCAACCUUUGCCACAAUAUUCUUGAAGCGAAUUAGGAAAACAAUAAAGAUGGAAUACUAAUAUAUACUAACAGGAAAAUAUUUGUAGUUGUCAAUCAAGUGCAAUAUGCGCUACUGCGCCUCGGUGGGUGUUUUUGGUUUGUUUUUCUGUGGGGUCCUAUUGCGUGUGUCUAUGUCUAAACAAGAACCCGAAACGCCAGACUGGCGAAAGACUUUAAAAACAAUCCGUAAUGGAGUUCACAAGAUUGAUACAUAUCUAAAUGUUGCGCUGGACCUGUUUGGCGGCUAUGAUGGUUUGUGCCAAUAUAAAUGCACUGAUGGAUAUCAGCCAGCCCCUCGUCCUGGCUACAGACCACCGCCCCCUAACGGCUGCGGAUCUCCACUGUUUGGAUUCCAUUUUGACAUAGGAAUCCCAUCCAUGACCAAGUGCUGUAACCAACAUGACCGUUGUUACGACUCCUGCGGUCGUCAGAAACUUGACUGUGACGAACAAUUUCAAGACUGCCUUGAUACCAUCUGCAGCAACUUGCAACAGACUCUGGGAUUGGCCCAAGGGGUCCAAGCGUGUGAGUCCGCGGUGAUUUUGCUCUUUGAUGCAGUCAUGCAUUUGGGAUGUAAACCUUACCUGGACAGCCAGCGGGAGACCUGCAUUUGUCAGUUUGAGCUGUUGAAGGAGUUGUGACCAACAAAAAAACACUGUGAACUGGGCUGUGAAGAGCAAGUGAUUAUCUAAAACACUGGAAAAAGGAAACUACAGCUUUUCAAACUUUAAAAAGUAUUACUCAGGGUUUAGUGGUGGGGUAUUUCUGGCAAGUGAAUGUGGAUUAUAAGCAUUACUUUAUUAAUUAUUUAUGUAUUUAGAUAAUAUUUGAAUUCUACAAAUGUGCAAUAUUGUUUAAAUCGAUUACAUUCAACUUAAUACAAAUGUUGUAGGACAAUAUCCAAUGGAAAACAGCAAAUAAAUGUUUGUGUGGAAAUACAAUUGUUGUCUUCCAGGUCAAUCGAUUGUUGUUCGACCAGGUAACUACAGUUAACUUAAUAGAUAAGAUUUUGAUUUUGAUAUUAAAGAUGACAUAAAAAUGAGAGUGUUAAACUGAACAUGCUGCUGUGUUACCGUCGCACCAAUCAGACACUCUGCCUUUAAAAACGAGCCAUCGUUUUAUAAAUUACAUUGUUAUUCAAUUAUUGGAGGGAUAUUAUCCUACACUCAUACCUCUACUGUACUGUAUCCUCCUCUUUUAUAGAGAGGUUGACCGUUUUAUUGACAAGUUUAUUUAAAAGUCAGCAAGUAAGUAACAAAGUUGCUGGAAAGAUCAUGGGGCACCCAUGAUCCUCCAGCUGUGUUCACUAUACGUUACAGGGCUCUCCUGUAGUAGUCAGUGCAGCUCCCGCCCCACACAGUGAUGCAGCUGGACAGGAUGCUCUCAAUGGUGUCCCGGUAGAAUGUGCACUUGAUGGGUGGAGUUUGAGCUUGAGUUUGCGGAGGAAGUAGAGCUGCCGCUGUGCUUUCUUUGCCAGCGAUGCAGUGUUGGUGGUCCAAGAGAGGUCCUCACUGAUGUGCACCCCCAGGAAUUUGGUGCUGCUCACUCUCUCCACAGCAGCACCAUCGAUGGUCAGUGGUGGGUGUUCGUGUUGGCAUCUCCGAAAGUCAACAACAAUCUCUUUGGUUUUGCUGACAUUCAAUAGGAGGUUGUUUUAUCUGCACCACGUCGUGGUCAGAAGGUUGACUCCUUCCUGCAGUGGCUCUCGUCGUCCUUGGUGAUGAGUCCCACCAGAGUUGUGUCGUCCGCAAACUUCCCCAUGUGAUUGGUGCUGUUGAAAUUACAUUGUUAUUCAAUUAUUGGAGGGAUUUAACUUGGCAACAGUCCCAUACAAUUGGAGCAGCAGUAAUUAUUAUAUUUACAAAAAAUUAUAAAUGAAAUACAACGUUGACUCUUUCAUAAAUGAUUAUCCACAUGACUUUAACUAUAUUGCUUAUACUUGAUCUAACUCCCCCCAUUCAGUAGGAGGUGGUUUUAUCUGCACCACGUCGUGGUCAGAAGGUUGACUCCUUCCUGCAGUUGCUCUCGUCGUCCUUGGUGAUGAGUCCCAUCAGAGUUGUGUCGUCCGCAAACUUCCCCAUGUGAUUGGUGCUGUUGAAAUUACAUUGUUAUUCAAUUAUUGGAGGGAUUUAACUUGGCAACAGUCCCAUACAAUUGGAGCAGCAGUAAUUAUUAUAUUUACAAAAAAAUAUAAAUUAAAUACAACGUUGACUCUUUCAUAACUUCACAACUUUCUAACUUACUUGCUGACUAUUAAAUGAACUUGGCAAUAAAACGGUCAACCUCCCUGUAAAAGAGGGGGAUACAGUACAGUAGAGGUAUGAGUGUAGGAUAAUAAUGUGUACCGUACAGUGAAGUCAGGGAAAAUCAUGGACAAUGCAGGAGGAAAGGACAAGGAAUCCAAGUUGCCAGCUCCCUUCUUUUUCUUUGUUCUUCAUGUAAAAAAAAAACUGAAAACUGCUGUAAGGUAUCUCUUUUUGAUUUUAUAUGUUGUUGAAAUAAAUAUAUCCAGCCUCCAAAGGAAUUGGAUUAAGACUUUUCUAGUUUCUCCUAUUCUUAUCCAUCCUCAAUGAACAUACCCCAGAAGCUUGUUGGGCACUAGCCUCUAACUUGGGAGAUUGUUAACAAGUGACUGCAAUUCUUCGUAGGAGGGAACAAGAGUUAUAGUCUCAUCUUAGAAAACCUUUGGAUC
Molecule: messenger RNA, 2765 nt
Organism: Gadus chalcogrammus (walleye pollock)
Lineage: Eukaryota; Metazoa; Chordata; Actinopteri; Gadiformes; Gadidae
Product: group XIIA secretory phospholipase A2-like
Exons: 4
Coding region: 139-714 (191 amino acids)
Biological process (GO): arachidonate secretion; phospholipid metabolic process; lipid catabolic process
Cellular component (GO): extracellular region
Molecular function (GO): A2-type glycerophospholipase activity; calcium ion binding
Source: RefSeq, a predicted model, not a curated record